Messenger RNA from Plutella xylostella (diamondback moth), 1166 nucleotides. NCBI's taxonomy places the organism in Eukaryota, Metazoa, Arthropoda, Insecta, Lepidoptera, Plutellidae. The record is from RefSeq and is a predicted model, not a curated record.
CGAGCCACAGCCUCGGCCGCGGCAAAACUACCCCGACCCGGCCUCGCCUCGGGUUUACUGCCAUCUACCGGACACUAUAUAGCUCUCCCGGCGGCAUGUGGGCGGCGGCGCUGUGGCUGCUGCUGGCGACGGCCGCGGCGGCGCAGGACAAGCGCGCAGAGAUUGCGCCGGCGCCGUUCGUGGUGGGGUCGCGCUACGGCCGCUCCCCCCCACGCGUCAUUACCCCCCGCAACGAUAGGUUCUUCAUGGGAAGCCGCUACGGCAAGCGCUCCCCGCCCCCGCACCCCGCGCUGCCCCCCGCACCCCCCGCGGCCAUCCACUGCGCGUACACGGGGGUGGCGCAGCUGUACCGCUGCGGACCCGUCGUGGACCCCGCGCCCACACGGUAUCAUACCAGAAAAAGCGAUGAAGACCCAUACGAAGAGGAAGACUAGACCACCGCCCAUCUCCUUCCACAAGCACCUACAGCCACCGAAGAGACAGUCGCCAUGAUGACAUCAUUUUGAAAAUUGUACCCAUACUUCGCUCAUUUGAGUCACAUUAAUUUGAUAGGGAAGUGAGAUGAGGCUAACUUCGACUUUUAUUGAGUACUUACAAUAUUUUUCUAUUUAAUUUUGAUGGUGCAAGUAAGGCUGGGUUGCAUCAUAGUUAUUGUGUUGUUUAUAUUAUGUAGGUAUAUGGUAGGGAUAUUAUGGUAAGUAUAUGCCAUAAGUAUUUUAUGAUUUAUGAAGUUUUUUUUUAUAAGUUAAGAAAUACUGCGCUCGCUGUGAUUUUAUUAGGUAAGUACUGUGGAUCUAUAAAUCCUAUAAGUAGGUACCUACUUAGAUAAACCUUAAAGAUUGAUCAAAAUUUGGCAUCCCUGAUCAAGAUCAUUGCAGAUAUAGAAUAGGUACCUACUUACCUUACUGGUUAGCAAAAGAAUCACAGGAGAGCAUUUAUUUCAAAAAUAUUAUACUAACUUACCGUCGAAGUUAGGAAGAUAAUGUAGUAAAGCGAUCAUCUUCUAUAGAUAAUAAGUAUAAUUUUAGCUAAUAGGGUAAUAAAUAUAAUAAUUCAUUAAUAUUUAAUAUGUUAAUAAGUAGUAUUUGUAUAUUAUGAUCAUGUAUAAUACCCUGUUGAUAGCAAAUUAAACCGAGAUGAAUAAAGGAGACUUUGAUCCGAACACA